AUGGCUCAAAGAUACUCUUACACCGAGGAGCACCUCCUCUUCUUGCGCCAAUCUCCGCUAUGUGUCAAGCCACCGGGCCUUCCACCCGCUGAAGAGUGGAUGGGGUAUGCGACGAAGGCCCAAUUUCAGAUCAUACGUACAGGUUUGGCUAACCCCUCUAUUUUCUCCAGGCCACCUCCCGAAACAUUCCGCAAUCAGCCCGGAAAGGUCAACGAUGCUCGCAAAGGCGGCGACAGUCUGUUGCUGGGCCAGGAAAACCGGCGUCCGACAUUGGAUCGCAAUGCUAGCCGAACUUCAGGAUUUGCUGAUGACUUGAUUCUCGGCCCCCCGCGCAAUGCCUUCGCAUCUGCAACCGCAAUCCGCGGCGCCCGGAGCGGCGAUGCGGAUAAAGGAUCGAAGGAUCUCGACAGACCGGACCGAACCGAUCGCUUCAACUUCCGUAAUCGUACCAACGACGCGGACUCAACCGGUGACCGACUCGGUCGGGAUAAUCAUAAUCGAGACGGCAAAGAUGGCCGGAACAACAAUGGUUUCCGGCGACGUGGAGACCAGGACCAGGAUACCGAGGGCUGGAGUACCGUGAAGCCUCGCAAGAGCUUCGGCGCCGAAGGAGCCGAACGCUUUCAGGGACGUAUGGGUGGCGCUGGUACCGACCGCUUCCCAGCUCGCGACGACCGCCGGACUAGGGACCGUGAAGACCAGGAUGGUGGAAACCGCCGUACCUUCCGCCCACGUGAUCAAGAAGACGAGGACCCCGAAACACCACGGAGGAAUGGACUCACCAGAGGCAAGACCGACCCAUGGUUCAGCAAGGACAGCGGGACCGCCACUGCCACCGAGGCCUCGACAGGACAGAAGCAUAUCGAAAGAAAGAGCUGGAGAGACCGUGCCCCUCCAGAGGAAAGGCCUGCGGAAAGACACAAUGACCGCCAGGACAGAAACUUUGAAAGGCGCUGGGAUCGCCAACAGAAGGUUGAGAACGACCCGGAGUGGAUGGCCGAGCCUGCGGAAGAACCUUCUCAGGGCCGCACCGCGGACGAUUUCCGCAAGUUCAUGGAAGCUAUGAAGAGCGGACCCAAGUCGGAUGAGAAGCCCGCUUCGAUAGCUCUUGACAAGCCUUCAACUGACUCCUUUUUCGAACUGGAGCCCAAGGUGCUCUCAGCACCCGCCGUCGAGAAUAGACCCGAUAAGUUUUUUGAGGCUUUUGGAGGUACAGGCCUUGAUGCAGGCACGCCCGCUGCCGAAGCCAAGGACGCGGCCAGGCCCAAGGGAGCGAAGCCAUCACGGUUCUUGUCAUUCCUGGCGCAGCAGGAGAAUGGCCAGCCCAAAGCUGAACCACCCACCCCGGCACCAGCCGCAUCUGUUGGCGAUGGGAAACCGCCAUCGGGCGAGGCCGACAAGCUUGCUUUCCAGCAGCUUAUAGAGAAGCUCCAUAGCAGUCGUCUGGGAGGCUCAGGCAGCCCUACCCCAAAUGGACCUCCACCCCCUGGCCCUCCCCGAGAUGCCCCUGGAGGACUGUAUAAUUUGAUGCCACAGAAGAGCAAUGUGGCAUCUCCAGAGCCAUUUCAACAGUACGGAAAUGACAGGCGUGAUGAUCCCCGCUUCCGUCCUCCACCACAGCCGUCUCCUUAUGAGAUGAUGACAUCUCGCAUGGGUCUGCCGGGUCCAUCUCAUUCCCCGCCAGUCAGUCGGCCGGAGCAUGCCUUACAGGAACUCCUUUCUCAGCGCCAGAGUCAGUCCAAUCCUCGCGGGCCUCAAACACCUGGCGUGGUCAACGAAAAUACGGAAUUCUUGAUGCACCUUAUGCAGGGCCACCGGCGCGUUGAAACAAUGAGGCCUGAGCAACGGCAGCCAGAUCAGCAUUUGCCCGAACAGCUCCUCGCCCGUAUGCAACAACAGCAGCAAUCCAGCAAGCAGGGGCCUCUUCCCGGAAUGCCAGACCGUGAGCACCUUGAAUACCAGCGUGAGAGAAGCGCGUCCCAGCGUCAGCAGCAACUUCGUGGACAGCCGGGACCACAAGGCUUCAUGGAUGAGAGUCAAUUCCACCCCGGAGAUAUGAAUGCCCGCCCUCCGCAACAGCCGACACAGAUCCUGCAGCGGCCGAUGCCUCCUCCUGGCUUGGAUCACCAAAUGCAUCCUUUCCAUAUGGGUGGCCCCUCGGGCGGUGCGGGCCCGGCGCCUCAGAUGCAGCCACAACGGCCAAUGAUCCCACCUCCCGGGCUGCUCAACAGCGGUCCUCGGAAUGCCAAUGUCGGGCCCAUGCCCGGAAUGCAGUUCCCACCAAACUUCCCGCCCCCACAUGGCCCCCCAGGUCCCAGCAACUUCCCAUCUGUACCGCUACCUCCACACAUUGGCGGCCCCCCUCCUGGACCCCCUGAGGGCAUGGCAGGACCUCCCAGGCAGAUGCAACCGCCUCCGGGCUUCUUUGGCGGACCCCCGCCCCCGGGCUUCAUGGGACCUCCCGGUAUGGGAUUCCCAGGCGGUCCCGGCGCGCCGGGCGGACCGGGCGGACCAGGGCCUGAUGGUCUCGGGCCAAAUGUAAUGGGCUAUGGCGGGCUUCCCAGUCCCUUUGAUAGGAUGGAGCGGAUGGACAGAAGGGGCAUGAUGCCUCCUCCGGGAAACUUCCGCGGCUAG
This is a messenger RNA of Podospora anserina S mat+, 2634 nucleotides long. RefSeq lists its product as uncharacterized. The record is from RefSeq and is a predicted model, not a curated record. NCBI's taxonomy places the organism in Eukaryota, Fungi, Ascomycota, Sordariomycetes, Sordariales, Podosporaceae. Bases 1 to 2634 code for a protein of 877 amino acids. The transcript has 2 exons.